AAAUCGUAUCGAUAUGUUUCCAAUAAGAAUAUUGUACAACACUGGGGUUAGGUUGCCGUCAUCUGUGGAGGUGCAGAACUUUGGAAAUAGCGUGAAGAUUAGCCGCCAGCACUCCACGGAUACACAAGGAACAUAAGUGAAAAUGUUGGGACUACAGCGAUUUGCCGGCAGAAUUGUCGUUCAGCUAUAUCGAGGCGCAACAUACAGCAGUAAUGCACGUGCGGCGAGUGCGGCACUUGCUACGGCGGCUAGUAAUGGACAAGGAGUGGGAUCAGGUGCAUCUGAAGAGGCGGAAGCGCGUACGGUUUCUGCGGACGCAACUGCUAAGAAACCAAAGAUUACGGGUCAUAUGGUUGCUGCAGCCUUUGAAUCGUUGAGAAGUGAAAAUGAAUCCAGUGGAAAAUCAACAACGAACAAAUCAAGCACCACGCCGGCCGUUAAUAAUAUAGAUGAACGCAUCGUCAAUGCCAAAACUGUAAAUGGUCUGUUGGCGAUAACCGAAAACAACAACGCAUUUUCACGCAAACAUGCUCUGAAGAUUGUCUCAAUACUAGCCGAAUGGAGCACCGUCAAUCGUGUGAAAAUAUCUGAAUUUGAGAACGAUACAAGAUUUUUGCGAGUUUGUCGAAUGCUAGGCCGCACCGUGCCAAAGAAUGACACCAAUGGCAAAAAUAAUGGCACUGGAGGUGGCACGAACAACUCCUCAAAGCGCAUUUCAGGCUUUCGCACCGACGACCUUAACACAGUUCUUGGUGUAGCUGGAGAUGAUGAAGCUGCCAAGCUAAUUGCUAGUAUAAGUCUUCCGCAAAUGGUUAAAGUGAUGAGCACCUUGGCACAGCGCAAGCGCCGUAGCACUCCAUUGCUGCGCUCACUAGCGUUUAACAUUAGCAGCUCCUCAGAUCAAUUAGAUUUGAAGCAAGCUGCCGAUGUGUUGUAUGCCAUGUCUACUUUAAACUUUCAGGACUCUGUGCUUGGUGCGAAAGUGUGUGCUGAUGUGCAGACCGCCUUGCCAAAGAAUACUGAAAGGUCGGCUGUCGUGGGAUCCGUGCUCACCAGUCUAGGCAUAAUGCGUUAUCGAGAUUUAGACAUAUUGGAAUCGCUGACACAGUGGCUGCUGAACAACAGUGAAAUUUGUCGACCUCAGGAUCUGAGUGCCUAUUUCCUUACAUCUGCGUUGCUUAACUUUAAGAGUGCACAUUUGGAGGAUGUACGUAAAAAGCUGGCAAGAUCAAUUGUUCGUGAGGAUUUCACAAAGCAAUCGGAUUGGCUAAACUAUGUUUGGUCACUGACGCUGCUGGGUCUUGUGGAGCACAGUCAGUUAGAGUCUGUUCUGAGCACGGAAUUCCUGACAAAAUUGCAGAGUGAUAAGGCCGGCUUAACGGCAACAUCCAAGAUGAGGCUACUGAAUCUAAAUAGUUAUGCGCAACUAUGCCUGAGCGACUACAAGGGCGCUUUGCUACCAGCCGAUUGUCCAGCCUAUGAUGUGCCAAUGGCGCACACGAAGUCCAAGCAGGUUCUUGUCAACGGAAUGCUCGAUGCGUUAAAAAGUCUGUUGCCUGCCGUAAAUCAUAUGCAAAGCUCGGUCGACAGUAAAAUGGGCUUCUUAAUUGAUGCGGUAUGCCAAUUUGAUGCAAAACGUAAUCCGCUUCCGUUGGACAAUCAGAAUGCUGAAGCUAUUAAAAUCGCCCUGAUGGUAGUUGAUUUCCAUGACAUAUGCCAUGGAACGCAUCGUAGUGCAAGCGGCUCCACGAAUCUAGCGUUCGAUCUGCUGGAAAAGAGUGGCUAUCAAAUUAUACCUGUGCCACACAGCGAGUUCAGCACCAGUGACAAACUACUGAAGCGCGUCCAGUAUUUGGAGGCAAAGUUUAAGGCCGUUGUUAGUAAAUAAUUUCAGUUAUAGAAU
Messenger RNA from Drosophila hydei, 1903 nucleotides. Its product is annotated as FAST kinase domain-containing protein 4. Lineage: Eukaryota; Metazoa; Arthropoda; Insecta; Diptera; Drosophilidae. The coding region runs from base 143 to 1888 and encodes 581 amino acids. Gene Ontology annotation, molecular function: RNA binding. The transcript is spliced from 7 exons. Gene Ontology annotation, biological process: mitochondrial RNA processing; regulation of mitochondrial mRNA stability. Gene Ontology annotation, cellular component: mitochondrial matrix; ribonucleoprotein granule. The record is from RefSeq and is a predicted model, not a curated record.